AUGAUGACGCCUAUGCGUUAUGUGAUUCUGGUGUUGGCCAUCAUUAUUAGUCUUCACUUUAUCCUCAGCUUCUCGCGCGAAGACUAUGGUAAUGCAACAUCAUUGUCACGGCUCACCGGAGGGUUCAAGUCGUCCCAUCCUCCAUAUGAAGACUCUAUCCCCGAGGACUACUACUUUAGCUCAAAUAGCUCCAUGGCGAGGGCCAACGCUACAUUCGUUCUCCUGGCGCGCAACAGUGAUUUGCCAGGAAUUGUCACCAGCAUGAAGCAGAUGGAGGAUCGGUUUAACAAGAAGUUCAAGUACCCGUAUGUGUUCUUGAACGAAAAACCUUUCGACGAUGAGUUCAAGGAACGGGUACAAGUCUUGACUGAUGCCAAAGUCGAGUUUGGGUUGAUACCUUCAGAUCAUUGGGUUCAGCCAAGUUGGAUAGACGAGGAAAGGGCUUCCGCUGCUCGUGAUGAGAUGGUCAAGAACCAAGUCAUCUACGGAGGGAGUGUUACCUAUCGUAAUAUGUGCCGCUUCAAUUCUGGCUUCUUCUUCCGACAUGAGCUACUGGACAAGUACCGCUACUAUUGGCGCAUCGAACCAGACGUCACUUACUUCUGCGAUGUCGACUACGAUCCGUUCCUACUCAUGCAAGACCAGAGGAAAGUUUAUGGUUUCACAGUUUCGCUGUAUGAAUAUCCCGCAACGAUCCCCACGUUAUGGAACGCUGUCAAGGAGUUCACCAACGGCAAUCCGGACCUCGUGGCUCCCGAUAAUGCUAUGAGCUUCCUCUCCGACGAUGGUGGUGAAACCUACAACAAUUGCCAUUUCUGGAGUAACUUCGAGAUUGGUGAUCUUGAUUUCUGGCGCAGUGAAACGUACAAGAAGUUCUUCGACUUCUUGGACGAGAAGGGUGGUUUCUACUACGAGCGCUGGGGAGAUGCUCCAGUCCACAGUAUCGCCGCUGCCCUGUUUGCACGCAAAGAUCAGGUCCAUUUCUUCAACGACAUAGGUUACCGCCACAAUCCAUUCCAGCACUGUCCUCAAGGUGAGCUGCACAAGAAAGGAAAAUGCUGGUGCAACCCGAAGGAGAACUUCGAUUAUGAGUGGUAUAGCUGCUUGAGGCGAUACGAUGCACUGUUCUGA
This is a messenger RNA of Sparassis crispa, 1131 nucleotides long. Its product is annotated as Glycolipid 2-alpha-mannosyltransferase 1. NCBI's taxonomy places the organism in Eukaryota, Fungi, Basidiomycota, Agaricomycetes, Polyporales, Sparassidaceae. The coding region runs from base 1 to 1131 and encodes 376 amino acids. The transcript is spliced from 15 exons. Gene Ontology annotation, cellular component: Golgi apparatus; membrane. Gene Ontology annotation, molecular function: alpha-1,2-mannosyltransferase activity. The record is from RefSeq and is a predicted model, not a curated record. Gene Ontology annotation, biological process: protein N-linked glycosylation; cell wall mannoprotein biosynthetic process.